AUGGAAAACAUGCGGGGCGUCACUGCCGGCCCUGGCAGGCAGUCUGCCCAGCAGGAAUCCCCUGAGCAGCUACUCGACGUCUUCAAGGCAGCGGCGCUAUCCGUUACGAAACUGUACAAGACUUCUGCGGCCGCACAAUCGAAGGCUCGGGCCGAUGGGUAUCAGGACUGUCUAUAUGAUAUGCUGGCGUUUUUGGACAAGGAGACUACGGGAACAGGUGACGGGGAUGGCUCAAAGAUUCGGAGAUGGGUUAGGGAGAGGCUUGAUGGCCGGGAGAGCAGCUCGCCAAACACCGAAAGCGAGGACGAAGUCGACAAAGCAGAAACAUCUUCAUCACCCGAACUCACUCGCCCCAAUACCGUUGCCCAGCAGUUGAGCCAAAUGCGAACCGACUCGGCACCUCCAAGCGUCCCUCCUACUGCUACUGUUGAAGAACAAACACCACUUGUGGUCCCUUCCCAAGACAAUUUCACGUUCCAGUCUGCGCAUCCGUAUCCCAAUAUCGCCACUCUCAACCUUUCCGACUCGAGACCUCACGAUGGCUCGUCUAUGACGGCGACAAGGCCGUCCAAAGCCCGCUUGAACAACCCAGGUCGAGCAUGUCCCAGAGGGCCAGGACAUUUGGCACAAAGGGCUGGAGCUAAGCGCAAGUUGAACUUUGACGAGAUAUUCGAUCUUGGCAGCCUGGGUGGAAAGGAUCCUUUCGGCAACGGAGGGGGGAAGCGAGGCCGGCAUGCUUAGUGCUCGGCUGGUGGACACAGGUACCUUUGGCUUGCGCAUAGCACACUUAUCACUGGGCAAUGGAAUUCGAUAAACUGGAUGGGAUGAGGGCAUGUUUACAGACGGACGCAUGGACUAGCAUUAGAGCAUGGGCGGCGUUUGGAGGACGUAACGACUGCAUUUGGGGGUGUUGAGGGUUUACACACACAAUGUCUAUUGGCGGUUUGCCAUGAUAUCUACAACGAAUAUGAUUAUUUAACGAUGA
This is a messenger RNA of Fusarium vanettenii 77-13-4, 985 nucleotides long. RefSeq lists its product as uncharacterized. The record is from RefSeq and is a predicted model, not a curated record. The transcript has a single exon. NCBI's taxonomy places the organism in Eukaryota, Fungi, Ascomycota, Sordariomycetes, Hypocreales, Nectriaceae. The coding region runs from base 1 to 741 and encodes 246 amino acids.